CAAUUUUUUUCUUCCUCUUCCUUCUUUUUCCUUUUCUCCACCAUAUCAAAUCAUUAACAAAAUGGCUGACGAAGACCACACCUUUGAGACCGCCGAUGCCGGUGCCGCCUUGACCUUCCCAAUGCAAUGUUCUGCUUUGAGAAAGAACGGUCACGUUUGCAUCAAGGGUAGACCAUGUAAGAUUGUCGACAUGUCCACCUCCAAGACCGGUAAGCACGGUCACGCCAAGGUCCACUUGGUUGCCAUUGACAUCUUCACUGGCAAGAAGUUGGAGGACUUGUCUCCAUCCACCCACAACAUGGAGGUUCCAAACGUCAAGAGAGCCGAGUACCAGUUGUUGGACAUCGACGACGGCUUCUUGUCCUUGAUGACCAACGACGGUGACACCAAGGACGACGUCAAGAUCCCAGAGGGUGAGUUGGGUGACAAGAUCCAAUCCGAGUUCGACGACGGUAAGGACUUGAGCAUCACUAUCAUCUCUGCCAUGGGUGAGGAGGCUGCCAUCUCUUUCAAGGAUGCUCCAAAGGUCUAA
This is a messenger RNA of Metschnikowia bicuspidata var. bicuspidata NRRL YB-4993, 532 nucleotides long. It is a transcript of the gene ANB1, whose product is annotated as translation elongation factor eIF-5A. The transcript is spliced from 2 exons. The coding region runs from base 62 to 532 and encodes 156 amino acids. Gene Ontology annotation, biological process: positive regulation of translational termination; positive regulation of translational elongation. NCBI's taxonomy places the organism in Eukaryota, Fungi, Ascomycota, Pichiomycetes, Serinales, Metschnikowiaceae. The record is from RefSeq and is a predicted model, not a curated record. Gene Ontology annotation, molecular function: ribosome binding; RNA binding; translation elongation factor activity.